GAGAACACGACUCGAUGAAUCCUUGAAAGUGGUGUGAAGUAGAUAACGGUAUCUGUGCUACAAAAUUAUUUCAUGAAGAAAAAUCAGAAGUACGACCUCUUUCUUAGACCUAUUUCUCAAACUCGUGAUUUCACGUCACGGUAUGCGUCUAUGGGUGUUCCAUGUACUUAGUUGAUAUAAUCAGUUACAAGUAACUUAUAAUAAAGGCAAUUCACAUAGUAAAUCGGAUGUUUAGUAACACGCGAGCACCGGCAGACAGUUAGAGCUGGUAGUAGCAUAUCCUUAUGUUAUUACAAAUCCAGUUAUCGUGACUGGCGCGCAUCCUUAAAGGUUAGGAUAAUGAGCGAGCGUUUUCCUCAGUUUCUAAUGCCCUUGAAAUGAUUUUUCCACGUAUUGUGCUCCUUGGCUGCCUUAUAGGAGGUUGUAGGUCGACGGCGACGUAAAUAACAAACAAUCGAACACAAAUAAAGUUUUACGAGAUGCCGACAAGACGGCUUAACUUAACAAAACUAACGUUGGCCAUUGUGCUAACAUUUGCAAAAUACUAAGAGUUCAGUUGCUUAGUAUUGUUUGUGAAUACGGUUCGUGUCGUUAUUAAUUUUGUCAAAAACAAAACAAUACCGUGCCCUAUUGUGGCCGCAGUCGCAACGUCGAAACAAAAGCUAAACAAACAUACUGGAGGCUCACGUGAGAUGUUAUGAGUAAACAGACCGAGCAUUACUAAGUAUAAAUUAUUCGUCAACUGAUAAUAUACAAAGAAGUAAAGAUGCAGUGGUCUUGGAGACAAGCGGGUUUCUGCAUCACGGGAAUCCUCGGAAGUGAGAAGAAUGAGUCUUCCGAGCCAUUCACGAGGUCCUGUUGCGGCAGGGUGUCUCCGUUGUACUGGAGGGUGCCCAUCCUCGUGUGGGCGCUGUUCGUGCUCAUCUGGUCGAUGUCGUUCUUCUGGGGCCCGACACAGAUGUUCUUCCUGUACAUGACACAUUGGGGGCUGGCAUUCAUUGUACUGGAGUCGUCGUUCGGAAUAUUCGUGGCCAUAGGACGCAGAGGUUUGACAGACGCCACGUUCGGCCUGCCAUGGUACGUGAAGACAUACUGGAUCCUGUACAACAUCACGAUUCCUGUCUCCUUCCUCAUCACGGUCUUCUACUGGGGAAUUCUGAAGACUUCUGCGAACACGGUGAACUUUGCACCGAAUCCGGUGCUGGACAUCAUGCUGCACGGAGUCAACUCGGCGGUGAUGCUGGUGGAGCUGGUCUGCUCAGCACACCCCAGCCGACUGAUGCACGUGAUGCAGCCACUGUACUUCGCCGGAGCCUACAUGCUCUUCAGUGUCAUCUACUUCUUCGCUGGCGGACUGGACCCAUGGGGUAACCCGUUCAUCUACCCGGUGGUGGACUGGUCGAAGCCUGAGCAGACGAUGGUGGUGAUCACACUGACGGCGUUGUUCCUGGCGCUGAUGCAUGUGCUGACUGUUGGCAUAGCGACCGCCCGGGAUGCCAUCGCCAAGAGACGCGACGCGUUAACCACUGGAGUCUACAACGAUGCUUUCACACCUUGACAAGCUAUGGCGGAUUAAGUGUGCAAGAAGCCCGUAGCAAGGUUUAUUGGGAUACCGAAAAUAGAUUAAGGCUGGACUGAGUUUUGCUAUGCGAACCCUCUUAUGGCGGGGAUCCUCUUAAGGUCGGGUCCCCCUUUUGUUGGUGCUCAGUUUUGCUGAGAUUUUUGCUCAGAACUUAUUUUGCGUUGCCCUUAACAAUUGGUACUCUUGCUACGUGGUUUAUCCAGCACUAUUGAUUAGUGUUGACGAAAUGUGUAUAACAGUUCCAUUCACUAGAAGUGAGCCUUCUAGUAUCGGCCAUGACACCUACCACUGCCAAGGAUAGGCUGCAACUCCCCUUGGGAAGGGAGUGAUUGUGAAUAAACUGUUCUGGGUUCAGGUGUGUAGUGUAUACAAAUGUGAUAUUAUUUAACGAAAUCUUACCUAUCUAUGGUACAGAGGUAAGCAGAUCAACCUACACAGACAGUUGAAUAAAUCUUCAACUUUAUUUCUUUUGUAACUAAGUCGAAAAUCGUUUGAAGAAAGUUGGAGUAGGUUGAUGUGCUGACGUCUAUACUAUUCAAACAACCGAUGUACUUUAGGAGCGCUAAACAUUUUUUGUAAACGAAAGUUAUUUGUACAUAUUUAACGUAGCAAAAGAUGAUCUUUGAGUAUAAGUUUAUACUUUUAUUAAUAGUAAAAUAUUAUAUUUUACUUUAAUGUCAAAGCGCACUGUGAUUUUAGUUUUUAAGGUGUUGUAAGUACCUAGCUGUAUUUUCUUUUAUAGAAAGGGUUUGUACAUAAGAAAGCACAGGGAUUUAAUCUCUUUACAAUGUGUUAUUAAAAUGUAUUCGUAAAUAAACGUUUCUAUGUA
Molecule: messenger RNA, 2411 nt
Organism: Spodoptera frugiperda (fall armyworm)
Lineage: Eukaryota; Metazoa; Arthropoda; Insecta; Lepidoptera; Noctuidae
Product: protein rolling stone
Exons: 5
Coding region: 767-1558 (263 amino acids)
Cellular component (GO): membrane
Source: RefSeq, a predicted model, not a curated record